AUGGAUUCUAAUAAUUCAGAGUUAUCCAGUGCUUCUGGUAUUAAAGAAGUGACUCGUAAAUAUUUGUAUGAACAGAUAAAAGAACAGAAUUUACCAAGUUUCAGUGAAAAUUUGGAGAAAUUGGAAAAUAAUCUCUUGGAGUGUUAUGGCCACACCGAAGAAAGUAAAAAGAACCUCAAACACAUUAUAUCCGCCAAUAAUUUCACACAGCAUGUAGAUUUCCCUACACGCAUCACCCCUACGACAUCUACACUUUUGGAUCACGCGUAUCAUAAUAUCUGCCGCGACCGUGUGUCCGUGCACAAAGCGAUAACGUUCCUCAGUGACCACUGCGCGCAAUAUUAUGAUGAUUUAAUUAGUAAAAAUGAAAAUAAAAGCAAGUCAAUGUGGAACGUUAUCAAUAAGGAGCUAGCUAGAAAACCCAGCGAACCUUUAGACUUCACCGAAUUGAUAAAAGAAUGUAACGGUCUCCCGGUGACUAGCAAGCAGGAGGUGGCGGAUGCGCUGAACGCGGAGUUCGUGGGCGCGGCGGCGGCGUGCGGAGCGCCGCACGCCGACGUACGCGCCGCGCUAUCAGCGCUCGGCGCCCGCUCACCGCCUCUGGACCGCUCGAUACGACUCCAGUUGUUUACUCCCGAUGAAGUAGCCAAGAUAAUGCAAAUUAAGAUAGCGCCGAAGAAUAGCCAGGAUAUAUACGAACUAUCACCGAGCCUCCUUAAAUUUAUUAGCCCGAUAAUUAGCCAUCCGCUAUCGCAUCUCUUUAACAUCUGUAUUAAUAAUGGCACAUUCCCAGAAUCACUUAAGAAAGUAAAAAUAUCACCUUUGUAUAAAGGAAAAGGACAAAAAAGCGCUAGUAAGUCGUAUCGUCCUAUCUCUUUGGUACCCGCCCUCAGCAAAGUUAUCGAAGUCGGUCUCAACCAGCGUAUGUUGUCGUUCUGGCUGUCCCAAAACGCAAUGUCGGACCGGCAGUACGCGUACCAAAGGGGACGAAAUUCAACGGACCUAGUCCGCGAGGUGGUGUGGGCGGUGCUGAGGGCGCGCGAGGCCGGGCGGCAGGCGGCCGUGCUGUGCUGCGACCUCUCGCGCGCCUUCGACACCGCGGACCACAGUCUCGUCGAGGCCAAGCUCGAUUACUACGGCUUCCGUGGACCUGCGCUCGGUAUACUAGUGUCCUUCAUGAGGAACAGAACCCAAACCGUGGUAGGAGACCGAGGAAGAGUACGGUCUGCAGAACAAAGUAGCGUAAUGGGAGUUCCCCAGGGCUCCUGUUUAUCUAAUACACUGUUUACAGUACUGCUCAACGAUCUACCGGGGGCUCUCGAUGAAGCCGAGGUAUUUAUGUACGCUGACGAUGUGACCGUAGUGAUCACAGCGCCGAACGAACAAUUACUAGAAGUGGCUCUAAAUGACACCGUUAAUCGAUUACAUAUCUGGCUACCUGUAAAAAAGUACAGAGAAAGGAAGACUCAGGAAGAAAAAGAGUUAGAAAAGCAAAGAAAAACGGAAAUUCAGGAGAGAUUUCGGGCAGAAGCUGGCCUGUUGAUAGAUAUGCCUAAGGCUACUGCUAACCUCGGACACACUUUUGAGCAGUACGAGGACCAAAAACAAAAGGGCACACAAGACGUUUUCCAGCGAAGCAAUGGAAUUAUUAAUGGCUGCUGA
Molecule: messenger RNA, 1662 nt
Organism: Cydia fagiglandana
Lineage: Eukaryota; Metazoa; Arthropoda; Insecta; Lepidoptera; Tortricidae
Exons: 6
Coding region: 1-1662 (553 amino acids)
Source: RefSeq, a predicted model, not a curated record